AGCCCCUCGGAGGCCCGAGAGGCGUCGCGCGCCCGGCGACGCGCCGACGUGCCUCGGCGACGCAGCACCCCGACGAACCCCCGAGCUCGACGUCCUCCGCCCCGUCGGGCGCUGCCAGAACACAUCAUACAUCGUCGGGGAUCUGGGCCCCUCGCCGCCGGCUAUCUGCGGGAGGCAUCGCCCAGGGCCGAGCGGUUCACGCGGCGGGUCGGAGGCCAGGUCCCGGGCCUCCCCGGCUCGAGCGCCUGCGGUGCUCGGGCCCCGCCCGGGCGGCCCUCCGGGAGCCGCGCGCGCGCGCUGCGAUGGACGGCGCCCGCGAAGGCACAGGCGUCGUCGGCAUCGUCGGCACCCCGCGGCAGCGCCUGCGAGGGGCGUGCGGCGCCGCCGCCGGCGACGUUGUGUCAAGCACCGGUGGCACCGGGGACGCAGCCCGAGCGCCCAAAGCCGGGGCAGCCGCUGCGGGAGUGGCGGGCGGCGGCGCCGGCGCCAUCAAGGCGCUGCGGCGCAGCAGCGGGGCUGAGAGGCCUCCGAGCGCGUCCGGCGGCGGCAGCACCGCGCAGCCCGCGGCGCCGCAGCAGUCCGACGCCGUGACCCGGACGCGCAGCGGCGAGGCCCCGGGGCCGAGGAGGUCGUCCUCGGCCGGCGUGCUGUCCCUCCGGAGGCCCUCGUCCACGUCCGGCGUGCGGCACGUGGCGUCGGAAGACGUGGAGCGGCCCGCCGGCGGGGCCGUGCGGCGGCGCUCCGUCGGCGAGGCGCUGGCGCGGCGGGCGUCGUUCAGCGGCGGCUUCGGCGAGCAGCUGCGGCGGGCCUCGUUCAGCGUGCAGGUGGGCAACACGCUGUCCGGCUGCGAGACCUUCGCGGAGGCCCUCGCCGCAGGCAGCACUCGCUCGGGCUGCGCGGCCAGGACCAGCUCGAUGACGUUCUCGGGCGUGCGCCGGCCGCAGGGCGACGCGCACAGCGGCGCCAGGCGCUCGCUCGCCGCGGCGGCGCCCCUGGCGCUCCCGCGCGACGCCGCGGACCCUGUGCGCGCGUCGCUGCAGGGGAAGACCCUGGCGGAGGCGAUCCACAGCCACAACACCCACGGGGCGCGCGAGGAGCGGCGCGUCAAUGCCAUGUCCUUCUCCUUGAAGUCCAGGAACUUCGACCAGAUACUCAGGGACGCGGCGGUGGCGGGCCCGCGCCCAAUCAGCGCGGAUCGUCGUUUGUCUGUACAUGUAGUGCGACCGCUGUCGGCAUCGACGCCAGCCUUGCAUGGCCGCCGACGCAGUACUUGAUUUCGUGCAGUUCGAGCUUGUCUGCGAAGCAGGCUAGCAAAACGAACGAACGAUGCGUUCCAUCGGCACGGAGGCCGUCCCGAGACAGGUGGCGCGGUGGCACCUCAGCGUCCGCUUGCAUUGUUCGUGCACUGUGGCCCAACUUGUUUUUUCUUGUUUGCGCAUGCAGGUGCUUUGGAUUGCGCAGCAGGCCUUGCAGAGUUUCAUUUUCCAGGUUGUGUUGAAUCAGCCCUCCCUCCGUCGCAAUCUCUCCGUAUCGACGUGGCUCCGCGUCACAGUUUCUCCGUGUCUGCGGGGCCCUUUUUUGUUUGUGACACCUUUUCCUUGCUCACUUCAAUGUUUUUGAGCAGCCAUUUGGCACGAUGUGCAACAGUCGCAUUGCAAAGCUCUGUGUACUUGUGCGUCGGCCUGCAUUGGGACUGCUGUGGACUGGGACUGCCCCGGGAAGCGACAAAAGGACAG
Messenger RNA from Prorocentrum cordatum, 1736 nucleotides. The record is from the annotation of a GenBank genome assembly. Lineage: Eukaryota; Dinophyceae; Prorocentrales; Prorocentraceae.